Messenger RNA from Ahaetulla prasina, 3690 nucleotides. RefSeq names its product abhydrolase domain containing 6, acylglycerol lipase (gene ABHD6). Lineage: Eukaryota; Metazoa; Chordata; Lepidosauria; Squamata; Colubridae. The record is from RefSeq and is a predicted model, not a curated record. The transcript is spliced from 9 exons. Bases 154 to 1167 code for a protein of 337 amino acids.
CGGAGGGUAAGGAAACCGCGCGCCGGCCUUGCCUUUAACGCACUGCGAAGCCGAAAAAGACCGGCCGAAGGAGGUGGCGGGGAGCAGGUUAUUCGUGGAGCUGAAGUCGCUGCAGCGUCCAGGUGAAGAAAGCAGAACUGUGAAGAAGGCAAGAUGGAUCUUGAUGUGUUAAACAUGUUUGUAAUAGCGGGAGGCACUUUGGCCAUUCCCAUUUUGGCAUUUGUGGCCUCCUUCCUCCUGUGGCCUUCAGCACUGAUCAGAAUAUAUUACUGGUAUUGGCGUCGAGCCCUGGGCAUGCAGGUGAAAUACGUACAUUGUGGUGAUUACCAGUUUUGCUAUUCUUACCGGGGAAGAUCCAGCCACAGACCAUCUGUUCUCAUGCUGCAUGGGUUCUCGGCUCACAAAGAUAUGUGGCUUUCUAUGGUCAAGUUUCUUCCAAAAAAUCUUCACUUGAUUUGUGUUGAUAUGCCAGGUCAUGAGGGUACCACUCGGUCAUCUCUCGAUGACUAUUCCAUAUAUGGACAAGUGAAAAGAAUACACCAGUUUGUUGAAUGUAUCAAUCUCAACCGAAAGCCAUUUCAUCUGCUUGGAUUGUCAAUGGGUGGAAGUGUGGCUGGUGUUUAUGCUGCUCAGUAUCCGGCAGAGGUCUGCUGCUUGACUCUUAUAUGUCCUUCAGGUAUGGCCAAUGCCAAAGAAAACACCUUUAUACAACAGAUGAAGGAGAUGAGGAAGAAUGGCUGCUUUGAUCAGAUUCCUUUGAUUCCUUCCACUCCGGAAGAAAUGGCAGACAUGUUAAAACUGUGCUCUUAUGUUCGCUUCAAGGUGCCCCAUCAAAUCCUACAGGGCCUUGUUGACGUUCGGAUCCCACAUAAUGACUUUUACCGAAAAUUGUUUUUAGAGGUGACAGAUGACAAGUCACGGACUUGCCUCUCUGACAACAUGAGCAAGAUCAAAGCUGCAACACAGAUUAUCUGGGGGAAGCAAGAUCAGGUGCUGGAUGUUUCAGGAGCAGACAUUUUAGCAGAAUCAAUCUCUGGUGCCCAAGUACAUAUUCUGGAAAAUUGCGGGCAUACUGUAACCGUGGAACGGCCCAGAAAAACAGCAAAGCUUAUUCUGGAUUUUGUCACCGCCGUACAGAAUGCUGAGAAUAAUAAGAAACUGGCUUGAACUUUUCCUAUGGGUUUGAACCUUUAAGCCUAGAUGUUUCAGUUGAGAGGAAAUACUGCUAAUUUAAUCAGUUCUCAGGGAUCUUAUUAUACAGAACUUGGUGAUUGUGCCAAAAUCCCUGAAGAAAUCUGAAUAAUUCAUGUAUUUAAUUUAGAAGUUUUAUCAGUGCAAUGACUCUGGGAUACUGAACAGCCUUUACAUACAUAUGCUAAUGAUAAUAAAGUCUUAUAAAAAUCUGCAUUUCUAGAUAUUUCGAGGAAUAGUGAAAGACUUACAAGGUAGAUGCGGAAAACACUUUUUCCUCAAAAACAAUCGUCUGUUUUUGAUGCCAAUCACACAUUUUAAAAUGUCCAAUUUGAAUUGGAUAACAUGAUUAUUGCUAGGCAAAGUAGGAAAAAAAAAUCACUGUCUUCUAAUUGUUAGUGUGCUCCUUUCUUGGUCUGGUAAUGUUUCACUGAACUAAACAUCAGAGGAAAAAAAUGGCAAAGGGCAAAUCCUUUUGGGACAGAUUCCUAUAUGGGUUCUAUGUAAUCAAAAAAAGGUGCAUCUUGCCUUUCAUUUGGGGUUUACCUAUACAGUAGCAUAUCAGUAAUAUAUAAUUAUUGAUAUAUUUAUAAAAGCUAAAAUAUGACUGUCAGAAAAUUCUGUAUCCUGGACUGCAUUGGCCUGUUCAAGGUUUAUGCAGUGACUUCAUGCAAUCUAGCAUAAUACUUAGUUAAUUGGAAUGUAGAUGGCAAUUGCAAUUGAUUUUGAAUAUGUAGGAAAAAUGGCCUAGAGCAAAAUUUCAUACAGAGGGGGCCAACGUGAGCUUCCAUCUCUUAAUAUAGAUGACUUUGUAUGAGGAAAUGUUGUGACAAAACGCUUGGAUGAGCCAGAUAUUCAUUGAAGUACUGUUUGUAUUGAGUUACGAUUUCAGUCAAGAAAAAAUAUGCACUACAUAUUAAACCUAUGACAGCUUUCCUGAUGCAGUGCAAGUAUUCAGUUUGUAUUGAUUUAUGAAAAAGGUGAUUUUGUAUUCCUCCACAGCUCCACAAUUUAUAUGUAUACACCGCAUUAGUAGCAAAUUGAAAUAUUGAUGUCAUCUGGAUCGACUAUAAUUGCAACAGUUGAACAUUUGUGAAGUAGCUGGACCCCUUCCUUGAAAGGCAGGUCACUGAGUGUAAAACUUGUGCAUAUGUAGUUGUAUGUGCACACAAACAUACACAUACACAUAGGCUCAAGUCCACUAAAGUCCAUGUGACUAUUUCCGAUGCAAGCGGUUUGCAACUCCCUGUGAAGAGUAAUCUUACUGUACAGCUGAUAAAAUAAAUGGAGCUGUCCCAAAGCCAUUUCUGGAGCCAUUGUUUCAAUCUAGAUGGGACCUGAUCCAAGCAAUAACACUAUAUGUAAAUAAAUGUAGAAGUGAUCAAUUUUUGGUUAGAAUUGGGCGGAACUGCUUUUUCAGCUUCCUCUGCUGCCCCUUUUGAUUAAAUGUUCUACUGAGUAAAUUAUUUACUUAAUGAAUUCUGUAAAUUCUGUGAAUUGUUGAGUUCGGGUGGAGGAACAGUAGAACUGAAAUGUGUACCAAUAAAGUAGAAUUGGGAUAUUCUAAAUGUUUAUUUGUUAUGCUCACCAGACUCUUACAAAAUGAAUUGUUUAUCAAUCUUCCACGUAUUCUGCUUUUAAAUUAAUAUCUAAAGAGUAUAAAGCAUACAGUAUUCCUUUUCCUGGAUAUGCGUUCUCAUUGCUGAGUGCAGUUCUUUAGCGAACAAAAAUUCUGUAUCAGAUUUAGAAAGUUGGACUUCUUACAUCCUUGUAACUACCCUUUCCCUUUUUAUAUUUAUAUGGAGGCUUGUGGAAACCCCUUCCCACCAAGAAACAUUCAAUGAAAGUUGUUGUUCCAUUGAGUAACAAUUUGUAGCAUAUUGGGUAUAUGUAGUCUAUACCCAAUGCAUAUUUUAGAAUGGCAGAUAAAUGAGUGAACCGAUUCCAAAGUAAUUUGACUUUGACCAAAACUUGUAUUUGUUGAAACAUUAAGAGAAUAUGUUGAUACCAGGUGUGGUUUCUGAUUUUACAACCACUUUGGAAGUGAGAUAUCAUUAUAUAAUACUGUAAUUUUGUUUCAAUUAAAAUACUUUAUUGUGACUGAUUUCUUCCAAUCAAAUCCUUGCAAUUCCUUGUAUUUUCAACUUCUAUUUUAGGAAUGCAAUCAAAUUAUCUUGCAAUGCAUUUUCAUUAGAGAGUCAUGAAUGGUCUAUUUUUUUCUCAAACAGGGUUGGGGGAAUUCAACUUUUAUUGAGGAAAAAUGAGAACCCGUGCAUUUUAUUUAAUAACCGAUCAGUAUUUCUAGAAGUAGAGAUUAAAAACCAUACAAAACCAACAGAGAACAAGUCAAUUUUUAGUAUGGCUCUUAGAAGCCAAUGUACUGUACGCAGAAAGACUCAAAUUAAAACGUAAUUGAAAUAUCAAAAGUCUUGAAUUCGUGUGGUUUUGUUUUGUCCCGUUUUUUUCUUUUAUUUCUGGUGUUCAGGCUGUAAGUGCCAC